Messenger RNA from Penicillium cinerascens, 3036 nucleotides. RefSeq names its product 5'-3' exoribonculease Dhp1 (gene rat1). Bases 1 to 3036 code for a protein of 1011 amino acids. The transcript has 5 exons. Gene Ontology annotation, cellular component: nucleus. Gene Ontology annotation, molecular function: zinc ion binding; RNA binding; 5'-3' RNA exonuclease activity. Gene Ontology annotation, biological process: nuclear-transcribed mRNA catabolic process. The record is from RefSeq and is a predicted model, not a curated record. Lineage: Eukaryota; Fungi; Ascomycota; Eurotiomycetes; Eurotiales; Aspergillaceae.
AUGGGUGUCCCUGCUCUUUUCCGAUGGCUUUCCAACAAGUAUCCCAAGAUCGUCUCUUCGGUGAUCGAGGAGCUGCCCCAGGAAGUGAAUGGAGAGGAAAUUCCGGUCGACACGACACGCCCGAACCCUAAUGGCGAGGAGAUGGAUAACCUGUAUCUUGAUAUGAACGGCAUUGUCCACCCAUGUACGCACCCCGAUGGCAAACCGCCACCGGCGAACGAGCAGGAGAUGAUGCUGGAAAUCUUCAAGUACACUGAUCGAGUAGUGAACAUGGUCCGCCCGCGAAAGCUUCUUAUGAUUGCUAUUGAUGGUGUCGCACCGAGAGCCAAGAUGAACCAGCAGCGCGCACGUCGAUUCCGCUCCGCGCAGGAGGCCAGAGAGAACGACGAGAAGAAAGAGGAGCUGCAGAAGCUGCUCGACAGGCAACAAGCCAAGAAGGGUGCCGACCAGGUUAUGCGUGAGGAGGUCGUCCAGAAGACCUGGGAUAGCAAUGUCAUCACUCCUGGGACCCCGUUCAUGGAUAUUCUCGCUGCUUCGCUGCGGUAUUGGAUUGCCUACAAACUCAAUACCGAUCCGGCUUGGGAAAAGAUGAAAAUUAUCAUUUCGGAUGCUACUGUGCCCGGAGAGGGUGAGCACAAAAUCAUGGAAUUUGUUCGGUCCCAGCGCGCAUCGCCAGAGCACGAUCCGAACACCCGCCAUGUAAUGUACGGUCUUGAUGCCGAUCUUAUCAUGCUGGGUCUCGCGACUCACGAGCCUCAUUUCCGAGUUCUGCGUGAGGAUGUCUUCUUCCAGGAAUCAAAGCCUCGGACAUGUAAACUGUGUGGCCAGCCGGGUCAUAAAGCUGAGGAGUGUACCGGAAAGGCCAAGGAGAAGAGCGGAGAAUUCGACGAAAAGCAACACGCCACCCCACUUAAACCAUUCAUUUGGCUCCAUGUCUCUGUUCUUCGAGAGUAUCUGGCUGCAGAACUGCACGUUCCUCAGCAGCCCUUCCCAUUUGACCUUGAACGGGCGCUCGAUGACUGGGUUUUCAUGUGUUUCUUCGUCGGAAACGAUUUCUUGCCUCACUUGCCGUCAUUAGACAUCCGUGAGAAUGGUAUUGACACGCUUAUUGCAAUCUGGCGGGACAGCAUUCCGGCCAUGGGCGGGUAUCUAACUGAGGACGGACAUGUCGCCUUUAAACGGGCUCAGCUUAUCCUCCAAGGUCUGGCCAAGCAGGAGGACGCGAUUUUCCGACGCCGUAGACAGGCCGAGGAAAGAAGAGCAGCCAACGAAAAGAGGCGCAAGGAGCAAGACAAGGCUCGGAACGAAGAAAGGGCUAGCAAGCGGAGGAGAAGCUCUCCGCAAUAUGACAACAACCGACCUCGUGGUGGCGCCGGCGCCGGCGGUGAUAAUGCGCCCCCGCCCGGUCUGGAGUUGAUUACCCCGGGCCGUGGACAUCUAUCCAAGGAGACCAGGGAGUUGACUCACAGUAUGGUAACCAAUCGUGGAGCCGUGUACCGCGCCAACAUGGAGAACAAGAGCGCCGCUGCUGUGCUGAAGAGCAAACUCAUGAAGGGCAACCAGGAUGAGCCUGCCACCGAGGAGAAUGGAGAAGCGUCGAAUGACGCGAAUGAUGCUGAGCCGACUUCUCCGUCGGUUCUUGGAAAGAGAAAAGCCGAUGAGACGUCUGAGGAUCAGGAAUCGGGCACUCCGGGCAGAGACUCACCUCCGCCGCCGCCGCCCAAACCCAAGGAGGACGAAAUGCCGGAAGACACCGUCCGACUUUGGGAGCCGGGUUAUGCGGAUCGGUACUACGAGCAAAAGUUCAAGGUCGAUCCCCAGGAUCACGAAUUCCGCCACAAGGUUGCACGUGCUUAUGCUGAAGGUCUCGCUUGGGUUCUGCUCUACUACUUCCAGGGAUGUCCUUCGUGGAACUGGUACUACCCAUACCACUACGCUCCCUUCGCGGCAGACUUCGUGGAUAUUGGAGACAUGGAACUCUCGUUUGAAAAGGGAACGCCUUUCAAGCCCUUCGAACAGCUGAUGGGUGUCCUGCCGGCGUCAUCCAACCACGCUCUUCCUCAGAUUUUCCACCCUCUCAUGAGUGAACCGGACAGCGAGAUCAUCGACUUCUACCCCGAGGACUUUGAUCUUGAUUUGAACGGUAAGAAGUUCGCCUGGCAGGGUGUGAUUCUGCUUCCUUUCAUCGAUGAGAAGCGUCUGCUGGCUGCCAUGCAGAAGAAGUAUCCUCUUCUGACCGAAGACGAACGGAGUCGCAACACCCAUGGUCAAGAGGUACUCUUGUUAUCGGAUCAACACCCCCUGUAUCAAGAUCUUGCCGCCAACUUCUAUUCCAAGAAGCCCGGGCCCCCAGAGUACAAGCUGAACGUGCGUGUCAGUGAGGGUCUGGGUGGUAUCGUUGAGCGCAGUGACACAUACAUCCCCCAUGGCGCUCUGGUGUCGCCUUUGGAGGAUUACGGCAUGCCGAGUCUGGAUGAUGACCAUUCUCUCACUGUCAAUUACAAGAUCCCCAAGUCCUCUCAUAUUCACAAGUCCAUGCUUCUCCGCGGUGUGAAGCUUGCGACACCGAUGCUGAACUCGGCUGAUAUUCGCGCGACUAAGGGCCGAGCCCAAAAUUCCGGUCGCUCCUUCGGUGGCGCACCGCUGAAUGGGAGGGGGCGAGGCGGCCGCAUGGACUACGGACAAUCAGACCGUCCGAACCCAUUCGCCGCGCAUCUCGACCCGCGUUACAUGAACGGGCCUGCGCCCCCUCCCGGCAUGCCGAUGAUGCCGCCUGGCUGGGUUCCCCCCGGUCAAGGCGGCGGUGACUAUUCCCGAGGACCCCCUGGGCCUCCCCCGCGGUGGUGGGAAUUAUGGGGCCACCAAGGCGGCUAUGGUCAACAAGGUCAAUACAACCAGGGCCAAUACCGCGGACACAACGGCGGCUAUGACGAUAACCGGGGCCGCGGAGGCUACCGUGGAGGAGGCGGUUACCGUGGCGGAAACCGGGAUAAUCACCGUGGUGGCCGAGGAGGUGGUGGUUAUGGUCGCUACUAA